Messenger RNA from Schistosoma guineensis, 8994 nucleotides. Lineage: Eukaryota; Metazoa; Platyhelminthes; Trematoda; Strigeidida; Schistosomatidae. The record is from the annotation of a GenBank genome assembly.
AUGAUAUUGAUGAAGAUGAUUUUAUUGACAUUCUGUUUCUAUUUGACACUAAAAUUGAAUCACAUUAGUGGACAACUAAAUGAACACACCAAUGUACAACAGAAUCAAACUAUCUCACAUAUUGUUUUUGAUGCAAAUGAAACUAAUCCGAUUGCCAAGAACAAUCAAUCGGAAAUGGAUGUUAUGAAUCUAGUGCAAAAUCAAUUGAAUUCAUCAUUAACAAACGAAAUUCCGAUGCCCAAUUUAUCAGUGACCACAUCGAAUGAUCACAUGUACGAUCAAAAUGUAAACGAAUCAAAUGUGAAAUAUGGAGGCGAAGAACAAGAAACGAAAUCAGAUACUGACAAUGAAAAGAAAAGGAAGUCACAACAAACACAACUUAUCAUAGAUUUCAGUGGAACAAAUGAGAAACGAUUAGCGUUACAAAGACAAAUAUCGGAAGGAGAUGACAGAAAAUCAUCGAUAGUACAAAAUCAAGAGCAGCGUGCAAUAUCGAAAACAGAAAGAAAUAUCAGUGAAUUUCAAGUAGAGCAAGGACAAGAUAUAGAAGAAAAAUUGUUCAAAGAAAAACAACUAAAAAGUACAACGGAAAAUCUAGACGACGAAGUUACGGAGCAUAGAUUCACAAAGCGAAACAAUAUUAAAACAACACUAAAAAAUAUAUUAUACUCAAAAAUAAAUACUGCAUCACCAACAUCACAACCAGUUACCGAUGUCGCGCAACUCACAACAGAACAAUUACUCGACAACGCACAAGUCAUGCCCAACAUCACAUCCAUCAUCAACACUGAGACUACACUCACCACUGCACAAUCCACACAACCAACAUCUGCAUCUCCAACAUCACAACCAGUUACCGAUGUCGCGCAACUCACAACAGAACAAUUACUCGACAACGCACAAGUCGUGCCCAACACCACCACCAUCAUCAACACUGAGACUACACUCAACACUGCACAAUCCACACAACCAACAUCUGCAUCACCAACAUCACAACCAGUUACCGAUGUGGCGCAACUCACAACAGAACAAUUACUCGACAACGCACAAGUCAUGCCCAACAUCUCCACCAUCAUCAACACUGAGACUACACUCACCACUGCACAAUCCACACAACCAACAUCUGCAUCUCCAACAUCACAACCAGUUACCGAUGUCGCGCAACUCACAACAGAACAAUUACUCGACAACGCACAAGUCGUGCCCAACAUCACCACCAUCAUCAACACUGAGACUACACUCACCACUGCACAAUCCACACAACCAACAUCUGCAUCUCCAACAUCACAACCAGUUAUCGAUGUGGCGCAACUCACAACAGAACAAUUACUCGACAACGCACAAGUCGUGCCCAACAUCAACACCAUCAUCAACACUGAGACUACACUCAACACUGCACAAUCCACACAACCAACAUCUGCAUCUCCAACAUCACAACCAGUUACCGAUGUGGCGCAACUCACAACAGAACAAUUACUCGACAACGCACAAGUCGUGCCCAACACCAACACCAUCAUCAACACUGAGACUACACUCAACACUGCACAAUCCACACAACCAACAUCCGCAUCUCCAACAUCACAACCAGUUACCGAUGUGGCGCAACUCACAACAGAACAAUUACUCGACAACGCACAAGUCGUGCCCAACAUCACCUCCAUCAUCAACACUGAGACUACACUCAACACUGCACAAUCCACACAACCAACAUCUGCAUCUCCAACAUCACAACCAGUUACCGAUGUGGCGCAACUCACAACAGAACAAUUACUCGACAACGCACAAGUCGUGCCCAACAUCACCACCAUCAUCAACACUGAGACUACACUCACCACUGCACAAUCCACACAACCAACAUCUGCAUCUCCAACAUCACAACCAGUUACCGAUGUGGCGCAACUCACAACAGAACAAUUACUCGACAACGCACAAGUCGUGCCCAACAUCACCACCAUCAUCAACACUGAGACUACACUCACCACUGCACAAUCCACACAACCAACAUCUGCAUCUCCAACAUCACAACCAGUUACCGAUGUCGCGCAACUCACAACAGAACAAUUACUCGACAACGCACAAGUCGUGCCCAACACCACCACCAUCAUCAACACUGAGACUACACUCACCACUGCACAAUCCACACAACCAACAUCUGCAUCUCCAACAUCACAACCAGUUACCGAUGUGGCGCAACUCACAACAGAACAAUUACUCGACAACGCACAAGUCGUGCCCAACAUCACCACCAUCAUCAACACUGAGACUACACUCACCACUGCACAAUCCACACAACCAACAUCUGCAUCACCAACAUCACAACCAGUUACCGAUGUCGCUCAAUUCACAACAGAUCAAUUACUCGACAACGCACAAGUCGUGCCCAACACCACCACCAUCAUCAACACUGAGACUACACUCAACACUGCACAAUCCACACAACCAACAUCUGCAUCACCAACAUCACAACCAGUUACCGAUGUGGCGCAACUCACAACAGAACAGUUACUCGACAACGCACAAGUCGUGCCCAACAUCACCUCCAUCAUCAACACUGAGACUACACUCAACACUGCACAAUCCACACAACCAACAUCUGCAUCUCCAACAUCACAACCAGUUACCGAUGUCGCGCAACUCACAACAGAACAAUUACUCGACAACGCACAAGUCGUGCCCAACAUCACCACCAUCAUCAACACUGAGACUACACUCAACACUGCACAAUCCACACAACCAACAUCUGCAUCACCAACAUCACAACCAGUUACCGAUGUGGCGCAACUCACAACAGAACAAUUACUCGACAACGCACAAGUCGUGCCCAACAUCACCACCAUCAUCAACACUGAGACUACACUCAACACUGCACAAUCCACACAACCAACAUCUGCAUCUCCAACAUCACAACCAGUUACCGAUGUGGCGCAACUCACAACAGAACAAUUACUCGACAACGCACAAGUCGUGCCCAACAUCACCACCAUCAUCAACACUGAGACUACACUCACCACUGCACAAUCCACACAACCAACAUCUGCAUCUCCAACAUCACAACCAGUUACCGAUGUGGCGCAACUCACAACAGAACAAUUACUCGACAACGCACAAGUCGUGCCCAACAUCACCACCAUCAUGAACACUGAGACUACACUCAACACUGCACAAUCCACACAACCAACAUCUGCACCUCCAACAUCACAACCAGUUACCGAUGUGGCGCAACUCACAACAGAACAAUUACUCGACAACGCACAAGUCGUGCCCAACAUCACCACCAUCAUCAACACUGAGACUACACUCAACACUGCACAAUCCACACAACCAACAUCUGCAUCACCAACAUCACAACCAGUUACCGAUGUGGCGCAACUCACAACAGAACAAUUACUCGACAACGCACAAGUCGUGCCCAACAUCACCACCAUCAUCAACACUGAGACUACACUCACCACUGCACAAUCCACACAACCAACAUCUGCAUCUCCAACAUCACAACCAGUUACCGAUGUCGCGCAACUCACAACAGAACAAUUACUCGACAACGCACAAGUCAUGCCCAACAUCUCCACCAUCAUCAACACUGAGACUACACUCACCACUGCACAAUCCACACAACCAACAUCUGCAUCUCCAACAUCACAACCAGUUACCGAUGUCGCGCAACUCACAACAGAACAAUUACUCGACAACGCACAAGUCAUGCCCAACAUCACCUCCAUCAUCAACACUGAGACUACACUCACCACUGCACAAUCCACACAACCAACAUCUGCAUCACCAACAUCACAACCAGUUACCGAUGUGGCGCAACUCACAACAGAACAAUUACUCGACAACGCACAAGUCGUGCCCAACACCACCACCAUCAUCAACACUGAGACUACACUCAACACUGCACAAUCCACACAACCAACAUCUGCAUCUCCAACAUCACAACCAGUUACCGAUGUGGCGCAACUCACAACAGAACAAUUACUCGACAACGCACAAGUCAUGCCCAACAUCACAUCCAUCAUCAACACUGAGACUACACUCAACACUGCACAAUCCACACAACCAACAUCUGCAUCUCCAACAUCACAACCAGUUACCGAUGUGGCGCAACUCACAACAGAACAAUUACUCGACAACGCACAAGUCGUGCCCAACAUCACCACCAUCAUCAACACUGAGACUACACUCAACACUGCACAAUCCACACAACCAACAUCUGCAUCUCCAACAUCACAACCAGUUACCGAUGUGGCGCAACUCACAACAGAACAAUUACUCGACAACGCACAAGUCGUGCCCAACAUCACCACCAUCAUCAACACUGAGACUACACUCACCACUGCACAAUCCACACAACCAACAUCUGCAUCACCAACAUCACAACCAGUUACCGAUGUGGCGCAACUCACAACAGAACAAUUACUCGACAACGCACAAGUCAUGCCCAACAUCACCACCAUCAUCAACACUGAGACUACACUCACCACUGCACAAUCCACACAACCAACAUCUGCACCUCCAACAUCACAACCAGUUACCGAUGUGGCGCAACUCACAACAGAACAAUUACUCGACAACGCACAAGUCGUGCCCAACAUCACCACCAUCAUCAACACUGAGACUACACUCAACACUGCACAAUCCACACAACCAACAUCUGCAUCUCCAACAUCACAACCAGGUACCGAUGUGGCGCAACUCACAACAGAACAAUUACUCGACAACGCACAAGUCGUGCCCAACAUCACCACCAUCAUCAACACUGAGACUACACUCACCACUGCACAAUCCACACAACCAACAUCUGCAUCACCAACAUCACAACCAGUUACCGAUGUCGCGCAACUCACAACAGAACAAUUACUCGACAACGCACAAGUCAUGCCCAACAUCACAUCCAUCAUCAACACUGAGACUACACUCACCACUGCACAAUCCACACAACCAACAUCUGCAUCUCCAACAUCACAACCAGUUACCGAUGUGGCGCAACUCACAACAGAACAAUUACUCGACAACGCACAAGUCAUGCCCAACAUCACCUCCAUCAUCAACACUGAGACUACACUCACCACUGCACAAUCCACACAACCAACAUCUGCAUCACCAACAUCACAACCAGUUACCGAUGUGGCGCAACUCACAACAGAACAAUUACUCGACAACGCACAAGUCGUGCCCAACAUCACCACCAUCAUCAACACUGAGACUACACUCAACACUGCACAAUCCACACAACCAACAUCUGCAUCACCAACAUCACAACCAGUUACCGAUGUCGCGCAACUCACAACAGAACAAUUACUCGACAACGCACAAGUCAUGCCCAACAUCACAUCCAUCAUCAACACUGAGACUACACUCAACACUGCACAAUCCACACAACCAACAUCUGCAUCUCCAACAUCACAACCAGUUACCGAUGUCGCGCAACUCACAACAGAACAAUUACUCGACAACGCACAAGUCGUGCCCAACAUCACCACUAUCAUCAACACUGAGACUACACUCAACACUGCACAAUCCACACAACCAACAUCUGCAUCUCCAACAUCACAACCAGUUACCGAUGUGGCGCAACUCACAACAGAACAAUUACUCGACAACGCACAAGUCAUGCCCAACAUCACAUCCAUCAUCAACACUGAGACUACACUCAACACUGCACAAUCCACACAACCAACAUCUGCAUCUCCAACAUCACAACCAGUUACCGAUGUGGCGCAACUCACAACAGAACAAUUACUCGACAACGCACAAGUCGUGCCCAACAUCACCACCAUCAUCAACACUGAGACUACACUCAACACUGCACAAUCCACACAACCAACAUCUGCAUCACCAACAUCACAACCAGUUACCGAUGUGGCGCAACUCACAACAGAACAAUUACUCGACAACGCACAAGUCGUGCCCAACAUCACCACCAUCAUCAACACUGAGACUACACUCAACACUGCACAAUCCACACAACCAACAUCUGCAUCUCCAACAUCACAACCAGUUACCGAUGUGGCGCAACUCACAACAGAACAAUUACUCGACAACGCACAAGUCAUGCCCAACAUCACAUCCAUCAUCAACACUGAGACUACACUCAACACUGCACAAUCCACACAACCAACAUCUGCAUCACCAACAUCACAACCAGUUACCGAUGUGGCGCAACUCACAACAGAACAAUUACUCGACAACGCACAAGUCGUGCCCAACAUCACCACCAUCAUCAACACUGAGACUACACUCACCACUGCACAAUCCACACAACCAACAUCUGCAUCACCAACAUCACAACCAGUUACCGAUGUGGCGCAACUCACAACAGAACAAUUACUCGACAACGCACAAGUCAUGCCCAACAUCACAUCCAUCAUCAACACUGAGACUACACUCACCACUGCACAAUCCACACAACCAACAUCUGCAUCACCAACAUCACAACCAGUUACCGAUGUCGCGCAACUCACAACAGAACAAUUACUCGACAACGCACAAGUCGUGCCCAACAUCACCACCAUCAUCAACACUGAGACUACACUCAACACUGCACAAUCCACACAACCAACAUCUGCAUCUCCAACAUCACAACCAGUUACCGAUGUGGCGCAACUCACAACAGAACAAUUACUCGACAACGCACAAGUCAUGCCCAACAUCACAUCCAUCAUCAACACUGAGACUACACUCAACACUGCACAAUCCACACAACCAACAUCUGCAUCUCCAACAUCACAACCAGUUACCGAUGUGGCGCAACUCACAACAGAACAAUUACUCGACAACGCACAAGUCGUGCCCAACAUCACCACCAUCAUCAACACUGAGACUACACUCAACACUGCACAAUCCACACAACCAACAUCUGCAUCUCCAACAUCACAACCAGUUACCGAUGUGGCGCAACUCACAACAGAACAAUUACUCGACAACGCACAAGUCAUGCCCAACAUCACAUCCAUCAUCAACACUGAGACUACACUCAACACUGCACAAUCCACACAACCAACAUCUGCAUCUCCAACAUCACAACCAGUUACCGAUGUGGCGCAACUCACAACAGAACAAUUACUCGACAACGCACAAGUCGUGCCCAACAUCACCACCAUCAUCAACACUGAGACUACACUCACCACUGCACAAUCCACACAACCAACAUCUGCAUCUCCAACAUCACAACCAGUUACCGAUGUCGCGCAACUCACAACAGAACAAUUACUCGACAACGCACAAGUCGUGCCCAACAUCACCACCAUCAUCAACACUGAGACUACACUCAACACUGCACAAUCCACACAACCAACAUCUGCAUCACCAACAUCACAACCAGUUACCGAUGUGGCGCAACUCACAACAGAACAAUUACUCGACAACGCACAAGUCGUGCCCAACAUCACCACCAUCAUCAACACUGAGACUACACUCAACACUGCACAAUCCACACAACCAACAUCUGCACCUCCAACAUCACAACCAGUUACCGAUGUGGCGCAACUCACAACAGAACAAUUACUCGACAACGCACAAGUCGUGCCCAACAUCACCACCAUCAUCAACACUGAGACUACACUCAACACUGCACAAUCCACACAACCAACAUCUGCAUCACCAACAUCACAACCAGUUACCGAUGUGGCGCAACUCACAACAGAACAAUUACUCGACAACGCACAAGUCGUGCCCAACAUCACCACCAUCAUCAACACUGAGACUACACUCACCACUGCACAAUCCACACAACCAACAUCUGCAUCACCAACAUCACAACCAGUUACCGAUGUCGCGCAACUCACAACAGAACAAUUACUCGACAACGCACAAGUCAUGCCCAACACCACCACCAUCAUCAACACUGAGACUACACUCACCACUGCACAAUCCACACAACCAACAUCUGCAUCUCCAACAUCACAACCAGUUACCGAUGUCGCGCAACUCACAACAGAACAAUUACUCGACAACGCACAAGUCAUGCCCAACAUCACCUCCAUCAUCAACACUGAGACUACACUCACCACUGCACAAUCCACACAACCAACAUCUGCAUCACCAACAUCACAACCAGUUACCGAUGUCGCGCAACUCACAACAGAACAAUUACUCGACAACGCACAAGUCGUGCCCAACAUCACCACCAUCAUCAACACUGAGACUACACUCAACACUGCACAAUCCACACAACCAACAUCUGCAUCUCCAACAUCACAACCAGUUACCGAUGUGGCGCAACUCACAACAGAACAAUUACUCGACAACGCACAAGUCGUGCCCAACAUCACCACCAUCAUCAACACUGAGACUACACUCACCACUGCACAAUCCACACAACCAACAUCUGCAUCACCAACAUCACAACCAGUUACCGAUGUCGCGCAACUCACAACAGAACAAUUACUCGACAACGCACAAGUCGUGCCCAACAUCACCACCAUCAUCAACACUGAGACUACACUCACCACUGCACAAUCCACACAACCAACAUCUGCAUCUCCAACAUCACAACCAGUUACCGAUGUCGCGCAACUCACAACAGAACAAUUACUCGACAACGCACAAGUCGUGCCCAACAUCACCACCAUCAUCAACACUGAGACUACACUCAACACUGCACAAUCCACACAACCAACAUCUGCAUCACCAACAUCACAACCAGUUACCGAUAUCGCUCAAUUCACAACAGAUCAAUUACUCGACAACGCACAAGUCGUGCCCAACACCACCACCAUCAUCAACACUGAGACUACACUCAACACUGCACAAUCCACACAACCAACAUCUGCAUCUCCAACAUCACAACCAGUUACCGAUAUGGCGCAACUCACAACAGAACAAUUACUCGACAACGCACAAGUCGUGCGCAACAUCACCACCGUCAUCAACACUGAGACUACACUCACCACUGCCCAAUCCAUUGAAGCAUUUACAACUUAUAUUUCAUCUGGCAGAUUUCUCGAUAUCUCUCAUUUGGAAAUUAAUUUUAAUGCUUCGUUAACUCGUGCAUGA